This is a messenger RNA of Fonsecaea multimorphosa CBS 102226, 1356 nucleotides long. RefSeq lists its product as uncharacterized. Lineage: Eukaryota; Fungi; Ascomycota; Eurotiomycetes; Chaetothyriales; Herpotrichiellaceae. The transcript is spliced from 2 exons. The coding region runs from base 1 to 1356 and encodes 451 amino acids. The record is from RefSeq and is a predicted model, not a curated record.
AUGGCCACUCAGAAAACUCUCCCGCGCCUGCAUUUUGUCGACGAAAAUGAUCCCGAGAAACGACACAAGUCCCGGGCGCAUCUGGCAAGGGAGUUGCACCGGAUGAAGCGCCAGCACAGAAAAGUCUAUCCCUCGAACCUCCCCGUUUCUCCCGCGAAUGUACAGCUCGACCAGUUCAAAUGGCCUGUCGACGUUGUGGUCAAGGCAGCCUGUCCGCCAACCGCCGAUCUCCCUCUCCAUCUGCUGAAAGCCGCCCAGGACAGAUGUCUCUUCCAUCACUAUUCAACUGUGAUGCCGGAGCUCUACAGAGCACGCUGGAAACACAUGGGCAAUGCAAAUGCCGUGAGGGACUUGUUCCAGCUCUACUGCCGUGACGAGGUGUCUUUUCGAGCUCUGUUGUUCGAUGCCGCGACUCAUCGGUCAGCCCUUCAGGGCAUACCAGCUCCGCUCGAGUACGAAAACCAGCUUGUGCGAAGUAUCAGGUCCAAUCUUCAUACCCUCAAUUCAGGCGUCAUUCUGGGCACGAUCCUUCUCUGCAGCCUUAAGUGCAUGGGGGGAUCGGACGGUACCUCACAUUGGCUCGCGUUCAGGGAGAUGAUCAUGCUACACGGCGGAUUAUCUUCAUUCAAAGGGGACCAUCUCAUGUUUACAAAGCUCAUCUGGACUUUCAUCGCCCUGCCCGGACCUCUGACGGGAUUCGACUGCGCCCCAGAUUUAGAAUUUGGGCUCAAGGAUCUCAACGAUCUGCUUCGGAGUCGUCAGAAGGCCCUCGUCGAUCUGUUACCUACUUCCGAGGUAGAGAUGGACCGCUUAUCCGACUUGCGAAGGGUGAAGGCGUUUCAAGCUUCAACCCUGAAAAGGCUGCUUCAGACCCCAACGUCGGAAUACCCAACGGAACGUAAUUGCCGUCUAGCAGUUAUCUUGUUUCUCACAUCGGCACUCAUGCUUCAUGGAGACUUUGAUCCGGCAACUGACUCAUGUAUCGAGGCCAUUAGCCAACACCUAGAAGGAGCCCGAGACGAUGCAGCAAUAUCACCCGUCCAUCUGUUGUGGUUUCUGACGCGACUAACUGUCUCGGCGACAAUUGGUGAGAGGUAUGCUCAGGUCUGGAUUGGGGUCAUACGAAUGUUGGCAGCAUUUCAUCGACUGGCACCGUCCGUACAAAAAGAUGCAGAAAGACUCCUUUUCGUGUCACUAGAGAUGCCGGAGAUGUAUGAACAGAUCCCAGCUGGCUGGGGAUUGGAUGGAGAACUACGGAUCGAUGCAGAUCCAGCACGACGGGACGCGCACGAUCGAUCUGUCCCUGCAGAAUGCUUUUGUGAGCUCCUUUGGUUCACGGCACCUCCAGAUGAAUAG